Messenger RNA from Carassius auratus (goldfish), 7951 nucleotides. RefSeq names its product voltage-dependent P/Q-type calcium channel subunit alpha-1A-like. Lineage: Eukaryota; Metazoa; Chordata; Actinopteri; Cypriniformes; Cyprinidae. The transcript has 48 exons. Gene Ontology annotation, molecular function: high voltage-gated calcium channel activity; calcium ion binding. Gene Ontology annotation, biological process: chemical synaptic transmission; calcium ion import across plasma membrane. The coding region runs from base 412 to 7032 and encodes 2206 amino acids. The record is from RefSeq and is a predicted model, not a curated record. Gene Ontology annotation, cellular component: voltage-gated calcium channel complex; membrane; neuronal cell body.
GUCUCUCACCCACCACGCACAGUUCUGAUCCGCGCCUCUGCUCUCAGCGCCAGGACAGUCACGUAUCCGUUACGCGCACAGAGCGCAGCGCGAGACUCCUCGUACAAGCGCAAGCGGCUCUCGCGCCACGUAGAGUCGUCUCUCGAGAGCCUUGACAGAGCACAUCUGACGAGAAUCAUAAGAUCACACUGAGAAACAACACAAAAUUGUCUGUUUUGCCCUACAAAAAUACUUAAAGACAGAAUGUUCCGAGCGUGAAGAUGGAUAUGACCUCCUGCUCUGAGACAAAGGACCUCGGACCAUUCAGUUCAUGGAGUUUUAGUGAUAGUUUUAUCAGUUCUAAACGACAGGUGACCCGGACGAAUCCAGAUUCCAGGAUCAUCGCUGAAAAAACACAAACCUCUCUGAGCCAUGCUGUCUCCCAUGUAUACAGACAGCUCAGUCAUCAUGGAGAGAGCGCCGCCCUUGCAGAAGGGAGGGAGAGUGCAACCUCAGGGCCACAAACUGCGCUCUCAUCCUCCCACCAGUGGGAGCAGUGUUUGUGCCAACCCGACCUACUAUCAUACUGUGUAUGACAUGAGUGAUGCAGCAUGCCAUGACUACAGCAAAGCCAAUGGAGGGGAAACCGUAGUGAUAGAUGGGACACUUUACUCUUUGAUGCCCAGUGACUCUCUGGUUCCUCCUGUCAGAAGGAGAGGAGGCCUAGUUGACCACCGUGAUGUCAUCAAAGCACACCAAUCCCAUAAAUUGCAGAGCACUCCACAGGCCCGACGAAAACAAUGGGAAAUGGCUCGGUUCGGAGACGAAGUGCCGGGCAGGUAUGGCGGUGGGGGCUCCGGUCAGGGGGGACCCGGCCGCGGCGGCAGCAGGCAGGGUGGCCCGCCAGGCGCCCAAAGGAUGUAUAAGCAAUCGAUGGCCCAGAGGGCCCGGACCAUGGCCCUCUAUAACCCAAUCCCGGUCCGACAGAACUGCCUGACGGUCAACCGCUCUCUGUUUCUCUUCAGUGAAGACAACAUAGUGAGAAAAUACGCCAAAAAGAUCACCGAAUGGCCUCCAUUUGAGUGGAUGAUUCUGACCACCAUCAUUGCCAACUGCAUCGUACUGGCUCUUGAACAACACUUACCAGAUGGAGACAAAACUCCACUGUCAGAACGACUGGAAGAUACAGAGCCCUAUUUCAUUGCAAUUUUCUGCUUCGAGUCGGGCAUUAAGAUUCUUGCACUGGGAUUUGCCUUCCACAAGGGCUCCUACCUGAGAAACGGCUGGAACGUGAUGGACUUUGUGGUGGUGCUCACUGGUAUCCUGUCCUCCGUGGGGUCAGAAUUAGACCUGCGGACAUUGCGAGCAGUCAGAGUGUUGCGGCCCCUAAAACUGGUGUCAGGAAUUCCAAGCCUGCAGGUGGUGCUGAAGUCUAUUAUGAAGGCUAUGAUUCCACUACUGCAAAUUGGCGUGCUCUUAUUCGUGGCCAUCCUUAUGUUUGCCAUCAUUGGCCUGGAGUUCUACAUGGGCAAAUUCCACCAAACCUGCUUCGACAGUAUCACAGGUGAGAUGGCUGAUGAACAGCCCUGUGGUAAGGAAUUUCCCGCUCGAGUGUGUCAGAAUGGGUCGGUGUGUGAUGUGUACUGGCUUGGGCCAAACUAUGGCAUCACACAGUUUGACAACGUCCUCUUUGCCGUGCUCACUGUUUUCCAGUGCAUCACCAUGGAGGGUUGGACUGACAUGCUUUAUUACAGUAAUGAUGCCUUAGGGAGUGCUUGGAACUGGAUGUACUAUGUUCCUCUCAUCAUCAUCGGAUCCUUCUUCAUGCUUAAUCUGGUUUUGGGUGUCCUCUCGGGUGAGUUUGCCAAAGAAAGAGAGCGUGUGGAGAACAGGAGCGAGUUCCUCAAGCUCAAACGUCAGCAGCAGAUUGAGAGAGAGCUCAAUGGAUAUCUGGAGUGGAUCUGUAAAGCAGAAGAAGUCAUACUCGCAGAGGACGACGAUGGCACCGGAUCUCGCCGCAGGCCCAUCAUAAAGAAAAACAAAGCUGACCUGUUAAAUCCAGAAGGAGUAGAGGACCACAUGGGAGAUGCAGUUGGUAAGAAUCAUUCAGAUCCUAAGGAAGUCAACUCAUUUCAUGAAUUAAAAUGUUUCUUUCUUUUCUAUGUGUGUAUAUUCUUAGGCUCACCUUUUGCUCGUGGGAGCAUAAAGAGUGGAAAGGGAGAUGGGACCGCAUUUAGCAAGAAAGAGCGACGUCUUCGCUUCUUCAUUCGAAAGAUUGUAAAGACUCAGGCGUUCUACUGGACUGUCCUCAGCCUGGUGGGACUCAACACACUGUGUGUGGCUGUGGUACACUACGAUCAGCCCGAACUACUGUCGGACUUCCUCUAUUAUGCUGAGUUCAUUUUCCUAGGCCUCUUUAUGUCAGAGAUGCUGAUUAAGAUGUACGGACUGGGGACGCGCCCUUAUUUCCACUCCUCUUUCAACUGUUUCGACUGUGCCGUCAUCGUUGGCAGCAUAUUUGAGGUGCUCUGGGCCAUGGUCAAACCGGGGACGUCCUUUGGAAUCAGCGUGUUACGAGCUCUCCGACUGCUUAGGAUCUUCAAAGUCACCAAAUACUGGGCAUCUUUGCGUAAUCUGGUAGUGUCGCUUCUGAACUCCAUGAAGUCCAUUAUCAGUUUACUUUUCCUUCUCUUCCUCUUCAUCGUGGUCUUUGCUCUUCUCGGGAUGCAGCUGUUCGGUGGACAGUUUAACUUUGAGCAAGGCACUCCUCCCACAAACUUUGAUACGUUCCCUGCUGCCAUUAUGACAGUGUUUCAGAUUCUAACCGGAGAGGAUUGGAAUGUAGUGAUGUAUGACGGGAUUAAGUCUCAGGGAGGGGUGGACAAAGGAAUGAUCUUCUCCGUAUUCUUCAUUGUCCUAACACUCUUUGGCAACUACACACUACUGAAUGUAUUCUUGGCUAUCGCUGUGGACAACUUGGCCAACGCUCAGGAACUAACUAAGGAUGAACAAGAAGAAGAGGAGGCCACAACACAAAAGAUUGCUCUCCAGAAAGCGAAAGAAGUGGCGGAAGUGAGCCCGAUGUCUGCUGCCAACCUGUCUAUAGCUGUAGUUACAGUAAAAUCUGAACGUAUCGAUGCCACAGACAGUUUACUGGACUGUAAAGAGCAGCAGAAGAACUCAAAAGGUUCCAAGACAGUGUGGGAGCAGCGCACAAAUGAGAUCCGCAGACAGAACCUGAUGACCAGCAGAGAGGCGCUUUACAAUGAACUUGAUGCAGAAGAUCACUGGAAGUUGAAUUACCGCAACCGUCCUGACAUGAAGACACACUUGGACCGUCCACUAGUAGUUAAUCCUCAGGAGAACCGCAACAACAAUACCAACAAGCCCCGACCGGGUGAACCAAACCCCCAGGAGCUAAACCAGCAGCGGGGGGAAGAAUACCUGCAGCACCAGUCCCGAUACCACCACCAUCACAGUCAUCAUCAUCACCAUCACCGUCACCACCACUCCAGCCGCCAGUCCCUGCACCAGCCAGAGCUGGGGGAGGCAGGCUGUGAUUGUGCCCAGAGAGGAGACGAGGACAUGGAGGGCGCAGGGGAGCACAGGCGACCCCGACACCACCAGCACCGAAGGAGGGAUGAAGAUGGAGGGAGAAAACACAGAGAACACCACAGCAGAGGGACAGAGACAGUAGAAGAAGGGGAGGAGGAACAAGAGAAGAGGCAGAGGAGGCAUCGCCAUGGAAACCAUGGGGAUGGAGAUGGAAGGAGGGAUAGAGAACGGAGUCGACAGCACAGAGCUAGAAAAGAGGGUAGCUUAUCAAUGGCUCGUCCAGUUCAGCCAGGUCUUCCUCAUGCAGAGAGCCAGUACAGUGAGGAUCUGGACAACCUGCGCAAUAGCAGCAAGAUGGCCAUCCACGACCCUGACCCCGACUUUUACGACCCCUACUGUGACCCAGAGCAGGCCAAUAACCUGCUGAACCUGCGUGGACCAGAUUUCCAUGACAGCAGUCUUAUACUGACAGACUGCAGCAAAACCCCCAGUAAACUUGACCACACUGCCAUAGAUAUGCCUCCGAUUUACCCCUCAUUCAACGCCAAGUUACAAGUGAACAAGAAUGCCAACACCGAGCCAGCUAAAGGAGGAGAGAAGAAAGAAGAGGAGGAAGACGAUGGUGGCGAUGAAGAUGGCCCCAAACCCAUUCCCCCGUUCAGUUCCUGUUUCAUCCUAUCCACAACCAACCCGUUCCGAAGAUGUUGUCAUUACAUCCUGACGCUACGUUAUUUCGAGAUGUGUAUUCUGUCAGUCAUCGCUAUGAGCAGCAUUGCUUUAGCUGCGGAAGAUCCGGUGUGGCCGGAAUCACCUCGAAACAACGUAUUGCGUUACUUUGACUACGUCUUCACUGGGGUCUUCACCUUUGAAAUGCUCAUCAAGAUGGUGGUGUUAGGCAUGGUUUUGCACGAGGGCUCAUAUUUUCGUGACCUAUGGAACUUUCUGGACUUUGUAGUGGUUAGUGGUGCCCUGGUAGCCUUUGCCUUCACGAGCCUCUCUGGGGGGAGCAGUAAGGGGAAAGACAUCAGUGUCAUCAAAUCUCUGAGGGUUCUAAGGGUACUACGUCCCUUGAAGACCAUCAAACGUCUUCCCAAACUAAAAGCUGUGUUUGACUGUGUAGUGAACUCUCUGAAGAACGUGUUGAACAUCCUCAUUGUCUACAUGCUGUUCAUGUUCAUCUUUGCUGUGGUGGCCGUGCAGCUCUUUAAGGGACGAUUCUUCUACUGCACCGACGAGUCCAAAGAGUUUGCCCGUGACUGCAGGGGCGAGUAUUUGGUGUACGAGCGCGAUAACGAGGUCAAAUCGCAGAAGCGGGAGUGGAAGAAGUACGAUUUCCACUACGACAACGUGCUUUGGGCCCUGCUUACUCUCUUUACUGUGUCCACCGGAGAGGGAUGGCCGCAGGUGUUGAAGCACUCUGUGGACUCUACCUAUGAGGACCAGGGCCCGAGCCCGGGGUACCGGAUGGAAAUGUCCAUCUUUUACGUGGUGUACUUCGUUGUCUUCCCCUUCUUCUUCGUAAACAUCUUUGUAGCUCUCAUCAUCAUCACUUUCCAGGAGCAAGGAGACAAGAUGAUGGAGGACUACAGCCUCGAAAAGAAUGAGAGAGCCUGUAUUGAUUUUGCUAUAAAUGCCAAACCUCUAACUCGCCACAUGCCUCAGAACAAGCAAAGCUUUCAAUACCGAAUGUGGCAGUUUGUGGUCUCGCCUCCAUUUGAGUACAGUAUCAUGUCUCUUAUUGCGCUCAACACCAUAGUCCUUAUGAUGAAGUACCAUGGGGCCCCUCCGACGUAUGAUGCAGUCCUGAAGAACCUGAAUAUAGUGUUCACCAUACUGUUCUUCAUGGAGUGUGUUCUGAAAAUCAUUGCAUUUGGUGUCCGAAAUUAUUUCCGAGACGCUUGGAAUAUUUUUGAUUUUGUUUCCGUUAUCGGCAGCAUCACUGAUAUUUUAGUGACAGAGCUUUGGGAUAACUUCAUAAACCUGAGUUUUCUGAGACUCUUCCGAGCAGCACGUCUCAUUAAGCUCUUGAGGCAGGGCGAGACCAUUCGCAUUCUACUUUGGACCUUCGUUCAAUCAUUUAAGGCUCUGCCGUAUGUGUGCCUGCUCAUUGCAAUUCUGUUCUUCAUCUAUGCCAUCAUUGGAAUGCAGUUGUUUGGGAACUUGGCGCUGGAGGAAGAUAGUGCGAUCAAUGAACACAAUAACUUCAGAACCUUCAUUAUGGCCCUGAUGCUACUCUUCAGGAGUGCCACAGGUGAGGCAUGGCAUGAGAUCAUGCUGGCGUGUCUCGGAGGAAUGGAGUGUGAUGAAAACUCUAGGAACGAGGGGCCAGAGUGCGGCAGCAACUUUGCUUAUGCCUACUUUGUCUCUUUCAUCUUCCUCUGUUCUUUCCUGAUGCUGAAUCUCUUUGUCGCUGUCAUCAUGGAUAACUUUGAGUACCUGACCAGGGAUUCCUCCAUUCUGGGUCCACAUCAUUUGGAUGAGUAUGUCAGGAUUUGGGCAGAGUACGACCCAGCAGCCUGUGGCAGGAUCAGUUACAGUGAUAUGUAUGAGAUGCUCAGGCACAUGUGUCCUCCGCUAGGCCUGGGGAAGAGGUGCCCAGCUCGGGUCGCCUACAAGAGACUGCUACGCAUGGACCUACCUGUUGCAGAUGACAACACAGUGCAUUUCAACUCCACUCUGAUGGCUUUGAUACGCACAGCUCUGGACAUCAAAAUCGCUAAGGGAGGCGCAGACAAACACCAGAUGGACGCGGAGCUCCGUAAGGAAAUGAUGGCGAUUUGGCCAAAUCUCUCCCAGAAGAACCUGGAUCUGCUGGUAACACCACACAAGUCAGCGACAGACCUGACAGUGGGCAAAAUCUACGCCGCCAUGAUGAUCAUGGAGUACUACCGGCAGAGCAAGGCCAAAAAGCAGCAGGCGCUUCGUGAGGAGCAGAACCGAACGCCAUUAAUGUUUCAGCGCUUGGAGCCAUCCCCGAACCAGGAAGGGGGACAGGGGGUGAACGGUCUCCCUGAGUUGCCGCAGGAACCUGUCAACAGCCUGCCUCUGGAGGGUGGAAUGAUCGAGAGCCAGUCGUGGGUGACAUCACGAGCCCAGGAAAUGUUCCAGAAGCCUGUUCCGGAAAACUGGAAUCCUGACAGACCGUAUCCUGAAGACCAUCAAGACAGCCGCCACAAUCCACAGACGGUAGAAAUGAGAGAGAUUGGGCCUGUUGGGGACGGUUACUCGGACACUGAGCCCUAUCACCCAAUGGAAGGGCAUGGGCGGACCAUCUCCAUGCCACGCCUCUCAGCAGACAACCAAAGUGUGCGUUCUGCUGCGGUAAGUGUGUUAGUGUGCUUCCUAUCUUCCUCUACACUCGCUCAAUUUUUGUCUUCUUUCUCUUUCCUGUUCCUCCUCCACCCUACCCCCACCCCCACAUACACACACACCACACACACACACACACACCACCCACAACCCCUUUCUGUCAAUGUGUUUCUGUGCUCUCCAACUUAAAUUGGGGAUCACUAUUCUUCUAUUUCUCCCAUCUCUACUUUCCACUUUACUUGUUUUUUUUCUCUCUCAUUUUUUGGUAAUAAUUACCUUCUUUCUUCAUUUUGCUUUUUAUUCAUUUCUUUGUCUUGUUUUUUCUUCCUUUUAAUGGGCUUACAUUUACCCUUUACUUUCAUUAAAAAAAAAAAUCUUUAACCUUCGUUAUUUUGCACAACCAAACAUGGUUUUAUUAUUAUUUUUUGCCUCUGUUUUACCCAUAAUGUCUAAUGGUUUCCCCCUUCCCUUUUCCUUAUUUUCAUUUUCUGGUUUUCUAUUUUCCUUUUCCGUACUUUUCUUUUUUCCUUUUUCCUUUCAUUUUGUGGUUUUACUUGUUCUUUUCACCAAUUUUCUUUCUUUCACCAUGUUUUUUUCUUCCUUUGUUUUGGUGUCUCUCCUUACUUUCAUGGACUUCCUGCGGCACUCGUCUUUUAAUUUCUUAUUCCAUCAAUCCCUUUCCUCUUGUUUUGAGAAUUUCUCACCCCUGUGAUCUUUCUCGCCCAUUCUGUCCUGUUGCACAUUGAAUUUGUCUCCAUUUUUAUGUCAUCAUAUCUCUGAUCCCCCUUGGUUUCCUACUCACCCUUUCACUUCCUCUUCCUUCCUUGUUCCAUUUCCUCUGUAUUUCCUUUAUCCUCCCCCCUCUCUUUUUUGCUCUCACACUUUCUAUGCUGUGCUCUGUGUGUAUCGUCCCUAUGGUCUCAUGUGUGUGUCCUGUUCUGCGCACGUCUGUCUGCUGUUCAACAGCGACGGAGACACAGGCCGCGAGCAAGUAACCUCAGUGUAUGUACCAUCUCUGGCUUCCUGCCUCUCUCUGUGUUCUCCAUGCUCUCCCUCAUUUUCUCUCUCUCUCUCUCUCUCUCUUGCACUUUUUGUCUGUUUUAGGAGU